GAGGAUGUAAUGCGUAAGACUCAGAACAGUGGAGUAACAUAUGAAACUAUUAGCAUGUGUCGAUCUAGUGCCAGAGAUACUAGGCAUAUCGCAAACAUGGUUGUGUACUAUGGAGUUAUACAGGAGAUAAUCUUGUUGGAUUACCAUAUGUUUCAAGUUCCAAUAUUCAAGUGUAAGUGGGCAAACAAAGGAAAUGGUGUAAGAGAAGAUGAAGAUUUUACAUUAGUGAAUCUUAAUGUAAACCAAUCUGCGUACAGAGAUGAUCUAUAUAUUUUGGCAUCGCAAGCGAAACAAGUUUUCUACUCUAAAGAAGAUGAUUCAUCUCCUUGGCUUGUAGUUAUGAGGGCGCCACCAAGAAGAUAUCACGAGUUAGAAACAAAAGAGGAAUUUGUUGCACCUUUAUCUGUUCCUGAAAUUGAAGAUCUAGGGAACCAAUCUUCUGAUGAUGAGAGUUUCUCUGUUAGAGAUGAUUGUGUGAUGACGACAGGAGAUGCAAACAAGAGUCGACGCAGUAAAAGAAAAAAAGGACUUGCCCCAGAGACUCAAGAUGAAGUAGACACUACACACCACAAUGAAGAGGAAGAUGUAUGUGCCCAGAAUGAUCAAGAAACUAUCCAGCCUGCCCAAGAAGGAGCAACUGAAACCCAGGAAGAAAAAAACAAAUCAAGGGAAACAAGAGGGCCUACAAAGAUGCGUGAAGUUGCUAAACACCAUGAUGAUAAGGUUGAUGUUGAAUACACUCUUCUAGCAUGGAAAAAUUGGGUGAAGAGUAGAAGUAGCCCAGAAUUUAAGGUUAAAAGUGACAAGUAUAUAGCACUGAGAAAGGCGCAAAUUCCCCACACCACCAGCCGGAAAGGAAUGCUUAGAGUAGCUCAUGAGAUGAGGAACAAGAGUUCUGAGCCUAGCAAGGUGACUAGGAGUAAAGUAUGGGUGGCAGGGCAUACUCAUUCAGAUGGAAUCCCUGUUAGACCUGAAUUUGUAGAGACUAUUGAACAUAUAAAAUCUAUUGAUAGUGAAAUGGGAUCAACAGCUAGUACUGGCGUUAAAGAUGAUGUUGCACCACUUGAUAGAAUCCUCAUCUUUGAUUGGAAUCGGGAGGAUAUGAUAGUUGCUGAGGGUCUAUUGAUUUCAACUCAUCCAAAAGAACUGGCCAACAAUAUUCCUCUAGGCUCCAAUGCUGCAAGUGUUAAAGUUCAUAUGGUGAUUAAUAAAGAUGCUUAUCAGUGGAGACCUACUAGUGAAAUGAUAUUGAUGGGAGAAAUCGUUGCAGAAGGCAAAAUAUGUUCAACUAAUCCAGAGGAUAAGGUACAUUUUGUCCCUUUAGGACCUGAUGCUAGCAAGGUAUGGGUACAAGUUUUAGAGAUUGGAAGUGCUAAAGUUUGGAGAGCAAAUUCAGAGGUUAAAUUCAUUGGUGAUGCUUUAGAAACUACAAUCGCAUGGCCUAACGAUAAACUUCAAUUUUUGUGAUAUUGUGGUGAAGAGUAUGUUUAUUAGAACUUGAAAUAUUGUGUUGAAUUAAGAUAUUGUGUACCU
Messenger RNA from Arabidopsis arenosa, 1533 nucleotides. Lineage: Eukaryota; Viridiplantae; Streptophyta; Magnoliopsida; Brassicales; Brassicaceae. The record is from the annotation of a GenBank genome assembly.